Molecule: messenger RNA, 1739 nt
Organism: Musa acuminata AAA Group (dessert banana)
Lineage: Eukaryota; Viridiplantae; Streptophyta; Magnoliopsida; Zingiberales; Musaceae
Product: UDP-glycosyltransferase 73D1-like
Exons: 1
Coding region: 128-1606 (492 amino acids)
Molecular function (GO): UDP-glucosyltransferase activity
Source: RefSeq, a predicted model, not a curated record
UGCCACUCGCUUCCGUGAUGCAUCGAUUAAGGAAGCUACUUGGAACUCGUGACCUCGGUCUGUUGCUUGUUUUGCAAGCAGUCUUCGCCGAUCCCUUGUGCUCGCCGCACAACGAAGGCAGGCAGCCAUGGAGAGCAGCAUCGCCGGUCGUCGGGACCUCCACUUUGUUCUGAUCCCAUGGCUGGGCACGAGCCACACGAUUCCCAUGAUCGACAUCGGCCGCUUGCUUGCGGAGCGCGGCGGCGUCACGGUCACCAUCGUGAUGACGCCAGCCAAUGCCGCCCAGCUCAAACCGACCAUCGAUCACAUCGCCACCUCUGGCCUCCCCAUCCGCUUCGUCUUCCUCCCCUUCCCCUCCGUGGAGGUGGGCCUACCGGAGGGCUGCGAGAGCAUGGACAGCCUGCCUGCCUUCGACAUGAUGCCGAACCUCUACGACGGAUCCAAGCUUCUGCGGCAGCCAUUGGAGGAGCUGCUCCGUGAGCAGGCGCUUGCCCCGAGCUGCAUCAUCUGUGGUGCCUACUACCCGUGGACUCCGGCGGUUGCUCGUGAGCUCGGCAUUCCAUGCUUCGUCUUCCACGGCUUUGGCUCCUUCGCACUCUUUUGCAUGCACAACCUCUACCGUUACAGGCCCCAUGAGCGCGCGUCGUCGCCGACCGAGCCCUUCCUGCUCCCGGGCUUGCCAUUUCAGUUCGAGAUCGCCAGGCAACAACUACCAGUUCAUUUCCAGUUGUUGCCUCAUUUCAUGGAGAUGUGCAACGAAGUACGAGAGGGCGAACUCGCCAUGGACGGUGUCCUCGUCAACAGUUUCGACGACCUGGAGCCAGGAUAUGCCGAGCGCUUAGCGGCGGCCUCGGGGAAGAAGGUGUGCACCAUCGGACCGGUGUCGCUGUGUUAUAGAUCAGGGAGGUUGGACAUGGCUGAUAGGGGUAAGAAGCUGUCGGUGGAUGCGAGCCGGUGCUUAGAUUGGCUUGAUUCGAUGAAGCCACGGUCCGUGAUCUACGUCAGUUUCGGUAGCUUGGGCAGCCUUGCGUCUGAGCAACUGAUGGAGCUGGGAUACGGUCUGCUCGCCUCGAACAGACCCUUCAUCUGGGCCAUCAACGGCGUUGAAGCAGUGGAGGAAUGGAUGCAAGAGAAGCUUGAGAAAGGGGGAGUUGACCCAAAGUUUCUCUUGAUUCUGGGGUGGGCGCCGCAGGUGAUGAUCCUGUCGCACCCGGCGGUGGGUGGUUUCUUGACGCACUGCGGGUGGAACUCGACGCUGGAGAGCGCGAGUGCGGGCGUGCCGAUGGCGACAUGGCCGCUCUUCGCGGAGCAAUUCCUCAACCAGAAGUUGAUCGUGGAUGCGGUCGGGAUCGGAGUCGCGGUCGGCGUCAAGACAUCCAUGCGGCGGCCGGAACAAGCGGCGGAAGAGGGAUCCGCGGUCAAGAGGGAGGUGAUUGCGGAGGUUGUGGAGCGGUUAAUGGACGGAAGGGAGGAGGGAGAGGAGAGGAGGAGGAGAGCCAAAGAAUUCGCCGCGAAGGCAAGCAAAACUGUGGCGACGGGCGGUUCUUCCUAUGAUAACAUGACACGGUUGAUCCAACUCGUAGCAACACAAAGGAGUAGGAGAUGAAUCACCCAACUUGUUUCCCUUCGCUAGUAAUGUAGUCUUGUGUGGGGUAUUACACGUACUCUUUGCCUCAGUAAUCCUUGUUCUUGGCUAACAUUACAGUCUCUCUUCAAUGGAUUGAAGUAUGCAGUAUCAA